AAAUGCUUCUAAAUCUGUAGGUUAUAUUCAAGAGGCUCAGGAUAAAAUCAAACAUAGAAAUAAGAUCAUAAGAAUUGCAGAUAGCUCUUCACUUGGCUGGCCUGUUGUCGCUGAAUAUGAGAAAAAUGAUAUUGCCAGCGACAGUGAUGACGAUAAAAAGAUCCGCCGUGCAGAGGACCGAGCUCGUUCCAAGAUUGAGAGGGCAAAGAAAGCUAGGGAGAGUUCUGGCUUCAAUCAAGAUAAUAGUUCUUUUCGCAGCGUCCGUAACGCUAAAGCAUUCAGUUCCGGAAGAUCUUCCAUGGAGAACCAGCGCAGGUACCAGCGGGAUGUCGUCGUCUGCUAUUCUUGCGGAGAGGAGGGUCACUUCGCUAACGGAUGUCCGGACGUCUGGCGUCGAAAGCUUCGAUCCAUGGCUCCAGGAACUGUCCCCACAGCCACCGUUGGGUAUGCAGCCGCUCAGAACGCAGCACGCCCGAAGUCUGAACAAGGAAGCGCUUCCGUCGGAAAACAGUGAUUUACAAUCAUUGUUUAAAACUAAAGUUUGGCAAGAGGCUAAAGAGCAAGCAGAGUUAUCUUCUCUUGGACUGUUCUCAGAGCUUAAGGAAGUGUGUUUACGAGGAAAAGAAAUAUCAACAAACAAGAAUUAUGCUUUGGCUUUUAAACAUUUUAAUGUUAAAUAAAGGUGGUGAUGAUGGUUAUGGAAUUGGAUGACAUUUACUACUGUAUAUGGCGGCCGUAGGCUGUAAUAUUUCUGGCGGCCGUAGGCUGUAAUAUUUCUGGCGGCCGUAGGCUGUAAUAUUUCUGGCGGCCGUAGGCUGCAAUAUUUCUGGCGGCCGUAGGCUGCGAUUUAUUUAUGGCGGCCGUAGGCUGCAGAAUUCUUUGGCGGCCGUAGGCUGUGUUUUUUAGGCAAUUUGCCGCAAGUCAACGGAUAGUAUAUUUUGAUUAACAACGGACUUAAUGCAUAGGCUUUAUGCUUUUCUGGAGAGAAACUUGUUACAUAAUAUCAAAUCUAUGCUGCAAAAUUAGAAUUUUCAGGUUUGAACUGGGUUUCUAUUGGAUUUACGCAGAUGCCCGACUUAUUAUUCGCAGCUGUUUUCAUAUAAGUAUUUUCAAAUUUUAUUUCUUACAAAUUGUUCAAAAUAAUAAUUCAUUUAAAUUCUUUCUUUGUUUUUUCGCUAUAAUUAUGCUACCAAUAAUAAGCCAUAAUCCUACUUGUGUCUUGUUUUGUAUUAAUUAUAUAUUCAGUGUAAAGAAUGUAUUAAGGUUUUAUCACUGUUAAGGAUAUUUACAGUUUGACGACUUUGAUAAGGAAAUAAUUGUUUUACUCGCGUUCCAAGGGAGUAAAUAUAAUUAUUUUCGUUUCAAAGUCGGUAAAAUGUCGUCUGCUUAUGUUUUGCAUAUUCAUACAGCGUAUGAAUAUUGGCGGGAAAAUGCUCGUUUUUCUCGUGCUGGGUAUAAAAGUACAACUCGGCGUGCUUUAGGCCAUUCGAGGCUUUUACAUUGGUAGCGAAAGAUAUCUGUUUAGAAUGUCCGACCCACCCACCCACCCAAUUCAUCUUAAUUAGAACAGCUUAUAACUAACUUUUUGUUUCAAUGUAUAUAUAGAUCGGAUUUGUUAAAGUUUUAAUAAUAAGUUUUUCGUUUCAGUUUUUCUUUAUCCGAUGUUUUCCGAGAGAUAGAUGUGGUUUUCGUCAUUUUCUGGUAUUCGAUGUUUUUUAUUUUUUUGUGCAUAUAGAGCUGAUUCUCCAGUUCGACGAAUGCUUUUAGUCCAUGAUAGCGACGAAGUAUUACAGACGUCAGGCGAUAUAUCUUGAUUUUGAAAUGAAUUGUCGAUAUAAUUAUGCUACCAAUAAUAAGCCAUAAUCCUA
This is a messenger RNA of Ruditapes philippinarum (Manila clam), 1868 nucleotides long. RefSeq lists its product as uncharacterized. The record is from RefSeq and is a predicted model, not a curated record. Lineage: Eukaryota; Metazoa; Mollusca; Bivalvia; Venerida; Veneridae. The coding region runs from base 117 to 680 and encodes 187 amino acids. The transcript is spliced from 4 exons.